UAAUCCUCUUCCGUAGACAAGAGUUAAUAUUGGACUUCAUUGUUUUGUUUUUUUACUCGUGUAUCUUAAAAUAGCUGUUAGGGCCUCCUUGUCUCCAAGCCUUUGUCCCAUCUUCCACCUGAAGGCUGCAGCAGUCCCUUCCACCGGCAGCAGGGGGCGACACGUUCACAACACAGCAGCCUGAAAUCAUUACGUAGUGCUGCUGCUGCCUUUUGUGUGUGUCUUGUGAGCCUGCUGACACCGCCCCUCCGGAGGGUGCAGCGGGACCGUCACACGCCUACUGUCGGUUAGGUCUGUUGGCUGGCUGUAAACAAAACCCUACAGCAGCGCGAUGUACGGAAUAUACCUGUAUCCCGGGGAGAUAACGGAGCUAACGGUGGUAACCAUGUAAACCGCAACCACGGGUUACAGUACUGGAACGUUACGACGGUUGGUGGUUGCCAGAACUGUCAGUGCUUUACUCGGUGGUUUUACAGGUAUUUUCUUGUGCAAUGGUUGUCAUAAUGGUCACCCGGUGAUUUGUACAUCAAAGCUAGCUUGCUAACCGUGAGCUAACCGUACACAUCUGGCUGCUAAUUUCGCACCACUAGCUAUAAUAAUUCCAGAUAAACGUGAACAUGGCAGCAGCAGCAGAGCACGACCUGGCUCUGUCUGAGGCGGACAGCAGCAAGGAGAAGGCUCAGGUGUUUGGGAUUUUGAGGCUACAAGAGGAGAAAGCUGGUGUUGUUGGGGAUAAAGCUAGCAGCACGGUGAGGGGAGGAGGAGACGGGCGAUGGCAGGCUCCUAUCUUCGCUUUGGCCAGGAAAGCAUCCGAGACCAUUUCAGGGAGCAUUCACGUCCUGCCCAAAGUGUCGGAGCACAGGACGUCUCUGCCCGGGGACUGGGCCGUCCAAGCGCUGCGAGACCCCAUGGCGAUGGAGCGAACCAACCUGCUAAACAUGGCCAAGCUGAGCAUUAAAGGGCUGAUCGAGUCAGCUCUGAGCUUUGGACGGACUCUGGACUCAGACUACCCGCCUCUCCAGCAGUUCUUCGUUGUCAUGGAGCACUGCCUCAAACAUGGCCUUAGAGUGAAGAAGUCCUUUCUGGGCUAUAACAAGUCUCUGUGGGGUCCUCUGGAGCUGGUGGAGAAACUUUGUCCUGAAGCAGCAGAGAUCUCCGCCUCUGUACGCGACCUGCCUGGACUUAAGACUCCAUUAGGCAGGGCCAGAGCUUGGCUGCGUCUCGCUCUCAUGCAGAAACGGCUGGCCGACUACCUGCGACUCCUCAUCACCAGAAAAGACCUGCUCAGCGAUUUCUAUGAGAACUCAGCGCUGAUGCUGGAGGAGGAGGGGGCCGUGAUCGUGGGCCUGCUGGUGGGCCUGAACGUCAUCGAUGCUAACCUGUGUGUCAAAGGCGAGGACCUGGAUAGUCAGGUUGGGGUGAUCGACUUCUCUAUGUACUUGAAGAAUGACAUUGAUGAUUACCGGAGUGAAGAAAGGAAUAGUCAGAUAGCGUCCAUCUUGGAUCAGAAGAACUACGUAGAGGAACUGAACCGACAACUCAACUCCACAGUUCACGGUCUUCAGGGCAGAGUGGACAAUCUAGAGAAGUCCAACACUAAACUCAUAGAAGAGUUAGCCAUAGCCAAGAACAACAUCAUCAAACUGCAGGAAGAAAACCAGCAGCUGAGGAGUGAAAACACCCUAAUUGUGCUGAAGACACAACAACAUUUAGAGGUAACCCAGGGCGAUGCGUCAGUGGAGAGAGACACGUACAAACAGUCUCGUCAGGGUUUGGAUGAGAUGUUCAGCGAUGCUCAAAGGCAACUGAAGGAGGAGUGUCAGCUCAGACAGGAUGUGGAGAAUGAGCUGGUCGUCCAGAUGUCCAUGAAACAGGAAAUGGAGCUCGCUAUGAAACUUCUGGAGAAAGAUAUUCAUGAAAAGCAGGACACACUGAUCGGACUGAGACAUCAGCUGGAUGAGGUCAAAGUCAUCAAUGUGGAGAUGUACCAGAAGAUGCAGUCGUCAGAUGAUGAGAUGAAGAAGAAGAAUGACGUGAUCACUCGUCUGGAGGAGAAGACCAAUCAGAUCACUGCCACCAUGAAGCAGCUGGAGCAAAGAUUACAGGAGGCAGAGAGGCACCGCACCUCGGCCGAGGAGGGGACCAGACGCUUCAAACUGGACUUUGCCAACAAGGCGGACAGCCUGCAGCGGCAGAUUGAACACAGAGAGAAGCAGCUCCAGCAGCUGGAUACGGACCUGAAGAUAGAGAGGGAGUGGAGGGUGACGUUACAGAACGAUCUGGACCGAGAGAGAGACGCGGUGGCUCAGCUCAGCACCGAGGCGCUGCAGAUCAACGGACUGAAGAAGGAGUUUCAUCGCCUCCACGAUGAAAACAUCCAGCUGAAGACCAUCUGUGAGGACCAAGAACAAGCUCUCGAGGAGCUGGGAUCCAAACUGAGCGAAUCCAAAUUAAAGAUUGAGGACAUCAAAGAAGCCAACAAAGCUCUUCAGGGGGGGCAGGUGUGGUUGAAGGACAAGGAGGCCAGCAACUGCAAGCUGUGUGAGAAGGAGUUCUCCAUCUCCAGACGAAAGCACCACUGCAGGAACUGUGGGGAGAUCUUCUGUAACAGCUGCUCUGACAAUGAGCUCCCUCUGCCCGCCUCGCCCAAACCUGUCAGAGUGUGUGACACCUGCCACGCCCUGCUGCUGCAGCGCUGCUCCUCCAACCCCACGUGAAGCACCGCUGCACCUCUGUCCUGACCGCCUCAAACUAUCUGAGACCCUCAAUCCCCCCCUCUCGGGUCCUCUGUAAGAACUGUCUCACAACUUCUCUCUACACACCGCUGCUGCUGCUAGAAAUGGCCCCUGUGCAUGACCAUUGAGUAUAUUUGCGAUGUCUUUAUUUACGGUUUGAAAAAGUCCCUCAUAGACAAACAAUGGCAUCAUUCUGCCUUUUUUUGAGUAAAGGCAGUCAGCCCACAUCAACAGGUCUUACUUUAUAGUCUGAGUGAGAAUCUCCUUUAUCAUUAUCCUAAAUAUCAGUUUUACAGAUGAAACAUUUAUGGCAAGUUUAGAUAUCAUUGACCUGUCUGCUAUAAGAGGAAACACUUUACUUUGGGCCGAGUGUGAACCUGCACUGUGACGAGCACUGCUGCAGCUAAAUGCAGAUUCACAGCCAAACCUGCAUUAUUAUCAUUUAUUUAUCAGGCCUCAAACUGUACACAGCCAAACACAUGAGAUCAUAUCAUUUAUACAGAUAAGUGUUGUUGCCUUGUUACCGAGUCUGAAUGCAAAGCCCCUUCUUUAGAGCGAGAGGGAAAUGAAAACAAACAUAACAUUUACACAGGCACAGAAUCCGACGUGACUACAUACUGAAUUGUAUCGUUGACUGUGGGAAGUUCCUGUUUUUAUUUGGUUGUUUCACAUAGCAACGAAGGGUUUUCUGCAAACUUAUUCUAGAAACGUUUACAGCUCCAAGCAGAUUUUGCUCUGCUGACACUAUGACCCAAACUAGUGGCUUUCACAUGAACUGAAUCUUAGUGCUGUUGUGCCUGUGUAAAUGCAGGGAGUUUAACCUACUUCUCGUGGUGCCAAAAUGAGCCCUAAAUUCUACAGUGAGGAUUUCUAUAGAGAGAUAUUUUACAGUAGCAACACUAACCCAGAAGGUGCUGCUUCGAGGACCAAGAAGAGCACCAGAUGGAAAACCAACUGGCUUUAGUUAGUUAACCACUGAUGGCCGUCUUACAACAUGACCACUUCACUGACUAGUUGGUGGCUGAAAACAGAUACACACUUCUGACACCAUAGCCACAAGUUUGAACACUUGCCAAUCCUAUAUUACCUGUAAUAUAGAGGAGUAUUUAUGUUUGAUUUUGUGCACAUUUAUUGUUACUUUCAGAAAUCCAGGGAGACUUGUGUGAGGCUUCCCUGUGAAGUUAGUUGUAAUCUGUGCAGAUGGAGAUGUUAUGAUAGAAGAACCACAUUUUACUGCUGCUCCAUUCCUGAGAAGGAAAUGUUGAAUUUCUUAAUCUAGUUUUUUAUGAUUUUAAAUGCUGCUGACUGUAAGGUUCAGUCUUCAGCGACGGGUUACGAGUUCACUGCACAUUCUGAUUUUGUACUUAAAUACAAUGUUUACAAUUUGUGACUUAAAAGAAACUGGAAGUAUUAAUUUCCAUGAAGACAAAACAGGCCUGGGUUCAUUUCAAUAAGCGUUUUUCAAAUAUUUAAAAUCACACCAAUUUAUCAUUAUAGGCAAACGCUUCUGAGCUGCACUCAGGCCUGAAACCUUUUUGUACACGGUUGCGUUUAUAAAUCUUUCCAUGGGACUUGUAGUGUUGAUACCACUGUACAGUAUGUUGUAUAUACACAUGUUGAUAAUCACCGUGGCCCUUUAGCUUAUUAAAUCCUGCCAGUUUAAUAAUAACUAUUGCCAACGGUUUGUUGCCUUGACUGUAGCAGUUUGAUUAAAUCACGUUACAAACACAA
This is a messenger RNA of Trematomus bernacchii (emerald rockcod), 4466 nucleotides long. RefSeq names its product RUN and FYVE domain containing 2 (gene rufy2). NCBI's taxonomy places the organism in Eukaryota, Metazoa, Chordata, Actinopteri, Perciformes, Nototheniidae. Bases 618 to 2717 code for a protein of 699 amino acids. The record is from RefSeq and is a predicted model, not a curated record. Gene Ontology annotation, molecular function: metal ion binding. Gene Ontology annotation, cellular component: cytoplasm. The transcript has 19 exons.